Messenger RNA from Rhinichthys klamathensis goyatoka, 2182 nucleotides. It is a transcript of the gene rbpja, whose product is annotated as recombination signal binding protein for immunoglobulin kappa J region a. Bases 327 to 1808 code for a protein of 493 amino acids. The transcript is spliced from 11 exons. The record is from RefSeq and is a predicted model, not a curated record. NCBI's taxonomy places the organism in Eukaryota, Metazoa, Chordata, Actinopteri, Cypriniformes, Leuciscidae. Gene Ontology annotation, molecular function: RNA polymerase II cis-regulatory region sequence-specific DNA binding; DNA-binding transcription activator activity, RNA polymerase II-specific. Gene Ontology annotation, cellular component: nucleus; MAML1-RBP-Jkappa- ICN1 complex. Gene Ontology annotation, biological process: regulation of transcription by RNA polymerase II; Notch signaling pathway.
UCCAGAAAUCUUUUUCUCACGGCCCGCGCUUAAAAGGUGCGGUCUGUCUUCCCAUCGUGAGAACUUUCACACGCGUUUGUCUGGCAGCCGUCCGCAACUUACUCUCGCGAUGACAAGGAUCUCUCUCUCAUCCGCUCCCAUAAUAAGCGACCUGGAAAUCUCGCGUGACUUCAGAACUUUCCCACGCCUGUGCCACCCCCCCCCCACCUUCCUGCUUUAUUUCUCACAGUGCCCCUCCCCCUCGUCUAAAAGCAGUCUGUUGCAAUGUGGUGUGGAACGGGGGGAAAUCUCGCGAUUGUUGACGUUAUUAGAGAGAGUUGGUGAAGAUGGCGCCUGUUGUGACAGGGAAGUUUGGGGAGCUCCCUCAGCCAAAGCGUUUAACAAGAGAGGCGAUGCGCAACUACUUGAAGGAGAGAGGAGAUCAGACAGUGCUCAUACUGCAUGCAAAAGUCGCACAGAAAUCCUACGGCAAUGAAAAAAGAUUCUUCUGUCCUCCACCAUGUGUGUACCUUAUGGGUUGUGGCUGGAAGAAAAAAAAGGAACAGAUGGAGAGAGAGGGCUGCUCGGAGCAAGAGUCUCAGCCUUGUGCUUUCAUCGGCAUUGGAAACAGUGAACAAGAAAUGCAGCAGCUCAACUUGGAGGGCAAGAAUUUUUGCACAGCAAAAACUUUGUACAUUUCUGACUCGGACAAACGUAAGCACUUCAUGCUGUCAGUGAAAAUGUUUUACGGGAAUAGCGCAGAUAUCGGUGUCUUCCUCAGCAAACGAAUCAAGGUCAUCUCCAAACCUUCCAAAAAGAAGCAGUCAUUGAAGAAUGCAGACCUAUGCAUAGCUUCUGGGACGAAGGUGGCUCUCUUCAACCGCUUGCGGUCUCAGACUGUCAGUACGCGGUACCUUCACGUGGAAGGGGGAAACUUUCAUGCUAGUUCACAACAGUGGGGAGCCUUCUACAUUCACCUAUUGGAUGAUGAUGAGUCAGAGGGAGAAGAGUUUACAGUCAGAGACGGGUACAUCCAUUACGGUCAGACGGUGAAGCUGGUGUGCUCUGUGACAGGCAUGGCUCUACCCCGAUUGGUUAUUCGUAAAGUGGACAAGCAGACAGCACUAAUGGAUGCCGACGAUCCUGUGUCCCAACUACAUAAAUGUGCCUUCUACCUUAAAGAUACAGAGAGGAUGUACCUCUGCCUGUCACAGGAGAGGAUAAUUCAGUUCCAGGCCACACCCUGUCCCAAAGAAACAAACAAAGAAAUGAUCAACGAUGGGGCGUCAUGGACAAUCAUCAGCACAGACAAAGCAGAGUACACUUUCUAUGAGGGCAUGGGCCCUGUACCCUCACCUGUCACACCCGUGCCUGUUGUUGAGAGUUUACAGCUGAAUGGAGGAGGAGAUGUUGCCAUGCUGGAACUGACAGGACAGAACUUCACACCUAACCUCAGAGUCUGGUUUGGAGAUGUGGAGGCAGACACUAUGUACAGGUGUGGCGAAAGCGUGCUCUGCGUGGUUCCUGACAUCUCUGCGUUCCGUGAAGGGUGGCGUUGGGUUCGGCAGCCGGUGCAGGUUCCUGUGACUUUGGUCCGUAAUGACGGCAUCAUCUACUCCACGGCUUUGACAUUUACCUACACGCCGGAGCCGGGACCGCGUCCUCACUGCAGCGCUGCGGGAGCCAUACUGCGGGCCAACAGCAACUCCUCCACCUCACCAUCUUCAUCCUCCAGCUUACUGCUGCAGUCAGCUGUCGACAGCCAGGCGGGAUACGCAGCAGGGAGUGUGUCUUCAUCUUCCUCCUCUUCAGCUAUGUCCGUCUCCUAACCUGGGAAUCUUGGUGCGCGUUUGCGUGUGCGAGUAAGUGAACCUUUGUGAGAGAUGGUGAUUCAUCAGUUUGUAGACUUCCUGCGUAGGUUCAUGGGAUACUGAUCACAAAAACGGAUAAUGGUGCCACAGAGAGAGAAGCAAAGGAGAGACAAGACUUCACUCAAAGACUGGACAAAACAAAUGAAGGCAUCUCUUUUCUUUUCUCUCUCUUUGUUGCGGUUCUUGUUAAAUCUGUUUCCUCAUGUCAGAGGAAGUGGCAACAGAAGUGAUGUGUGCCGUGGAUCAAGAUGCCACAGGAUCAAUGCAUAGCCUUACAUGAAAACAAAAAAAACAAUCAGUCAAAAAAACAACACAAACAAACAAAAAAACAA